Mobula hypostoma (lesser devil ray) is the source of this 3021-nucleotide messenger RNA. RefSeq names its product ubiquitin carboxyl-terminal hydrolase 2-like. The record is from RefSeq and is a predicted model, not a curated record. Gene Ontology annotation, biological process: protein deubiquitination. Bases 210 to 2183 code for a protein of 657 amino acids. Gene Ontology annotation, molecular function: cysteine-type deubiquitinase activity. The transcript has 13 exons. Gene Ontology annotation, cellular component: cytoplasm. Lineage: Eukaryota; Metazoa; Chordata; Chondrichthyes; Myliobatiformes; Myliobatidae.
GUGGGACAGAAUAGGGCGGGUUCUGAGUGUGAUUGACAGUUUUGCGCCGUCAAUGACAGGGCGGAGUCGGUUUGACUGACAGCUGUGAUGCAUAUGAAAGGGGCGGUGCCUGGUUGACGGACGGCAGAGGGUAAGAACAGGCGCGACCGUGGAGGCCGGUUCGCCCGAAUCCUGGGGCCGUCAUUCCUCCAGCCUCACCGUGAUGAGAGAUGCCUCAGCCCUCUUCACUCCGCCCCCCUCAUCACAGCCACCUCCUUCCUACUCCCCUGACCCCAAGACCUACCCGCCGUCCCCUGCCUGCCUCAGCCCGCCCUGCACCGAGGGACCCCAGUCAGGAGCGGAUAGCCCCCAGCGGGGUCAGGACCAGCGAGCUGCCUCCUGCCAGCCGCCAGCCUCCGGCUAAGCCUCGCCCUCUGCCCCCGGGGCCUGGCCCGCUGGAUCAGCGGGGGAGGAGGCUGGAGAUAAAGAGUCGGGGGCCUCGGGCUCAAGUGCAGCCCGUCCUCUCCAGCUCCUCCACAAAGCGUGCCCCCAUCCGGGCUGAUCACUCGCUGGGGAUGAAAGUUGCCCUGCUACCCAACCCACCUUCCUCCACCUCUUCCUCCUCCCCUUCCUCCUCUCCCUCCUCCUCUCCCUCUGCCUCGCCCCCUGCCCAGCCCUUGCCCGGCUGUUCCCGGGACCGCUGGGGUGUGCGGGAGUGCCUGCGCAGCCUGCCUCGCCCUGAGCUCCGCCGCUCACCCUCUCUGGGGCGGUUGGAGAUUUUGGAGCGGGUCUCCAGUCCUGAGCUCCGCCGCUCGCCCUCCUUGGGGCGGUUGGAGAUUUCGGAGCGGGUCUCCAGUCCUGAGCUCCGCCGCUCGCCCUCCCUAGGGCGGCUGGAGACCCAGGAGCGGGCGCCCGUCCUGCGGCGCAGUUCCUCUCUGCGGGGGCUGCGUGGAGAUCCUGAGGCGAGGCCAGCUGGGGUGAUGGUGGGGGGAGGAGGAGGGGGAUCAAUCGGGCCUGGGCUGACGGACCUGCUCCCUGGCACUUCCCGGACUUCCAGCAGCUCAGCGGCACCCUCUCAUGGCCGACAGACCCACCCCAGCCAGGAGCAACAGCACAGGAACCAGAGGGAUAUGAUCAUCUCCAUCGGCAAUGGUCAAAUUGGACUUAGGAACCUUGGAAAUACGUGUUUCAUGAAUGCUAUUCUCCAGUGUCUGAGCAACACCAGGGAACUGCGGGAGUACUGCAUCCAGAAGGAGUAUCGGCUGGAUGUAAAUGGAUUGGGAAAGAAACAUUGUGAACUGAUGGAUGCCUUUGCCGAUCUGAUUGCUGCUCUUUGGGACCCCAUAAGCUCAGGUUCUGUCAGUCCAUUGCGCUUCCUCCAGACAUUCCAGAGAUUCGUUCCACACUUCAUUGGAUACAGCCAGCAGGAUGCUCAGGAGUUCCUUCGCUUCCUCAUGGACUGGCUCCACAUGGAGAUCAAUCGGAAAUCCCGCAAAGCUCCCAGCAUCAUGUCAGUGUCUGGGAUACGGGGCUUCACUGGAAGUGUGGAGCGAAUGCGUGACGAUGAGAAAUCAAUCCACAUGUGGAAGCGAUACCUGGAGCGAGAUGACAGCAAAAUCGUAGAUCUCUUUGUGGGACAGUUGAACAGCACCCUCAGGUGUACAUCAUGUGGCUAUCAAUCCAGCACCUUCGAGGUGUUUUGUGAUCUCUCACUGCCCAUUCCCAAGAGGAUGUCGAUCUCAAGUCGGGUGCCACUGGACGAGUGCCUCAGCCUCUUCACCGCAGAAGAGGAGCUGGAUACGGAGAAUGCUCCGAUGUGUGAAAUGUGUAAGCAGAGGAAGAGAAGCACUAAGAAGUUAACAAUCCAGAGAUUCCCCAAGAUACUUGUUCUACAUCUGAAUCGAUUUGCUUUCAGUCGCUAUGCGAUUAAAAAAUGCACCACCUUUGUGGACUUCCCGUUGUACGGGCUAAGCUUGCGACACUGUGCUGCAGAGAGAGCAGGUAACAGUGUCUACGACCUCUAUGCGGUAUGUAACCACAUCGGUACUGUAAACGGAGGGCACUACACUGCCUACUGCAAGUCUGCUGGCAAGUGGCACGUCUACAAUGACUCCAGGGUCUCUCUCAUUCAGGACAACCAGGUUGUCUCCAGUGAGGCUUACCUGCUGUUCUACGAGUUGGAUCAAGGUGUGCCAUCACGGUGAGAUUCGAAGAGGAUGUCGGUUAAGCUGGGUCAUCUCAAGGCACCUUCCACCUUGCCGACACGCCGGAGAUUUAACCAGAGGCAGAGAGAGAGAGAAGAGCAGAUUAAAGUAAUGGCUUUGGGCAGUAGCUGUCUUUGCCUGGUCUGCCUGGGGCUGGGACGGGGAGGGUGGGGUGGGAAUGGAUCAUGGCCAGGAUAGGGAGAGCAAUCACAAAGAUCCCAGGUUGCAUCCCCAUCAGCUUACUGACCCCUGGCCUCAAUCAUCUCCCGCUGACCCCCUGAUUCUGCCCAAUCCCUGUCUGCGGUCACUGAUCUAUAACCCUGACCCUGGUUACUAACCUCUCCCCAGUCACUGACCCCUGAUUCUGGUCACUGAUCCCUGUGUUGAACUGACUUGGGGGCUUUUUAUCUCCCUCAUGAUCAUCUGAUGACAGUUUUUCUCAUCCCCUCCCCCCUCCCCUCUCUCACUCCGUCUAUCCCCUCUCUCUUGAUCUCACUAUCUCUCCAAAAUUUCUUCAUCCCUCUUACUCUUCCACAUCCUCGGUGGUGAAAGCAAAAGGGCUUCAAGAACUAAGAGAGAGAUUGUGAGGAGUCCCCAGGGCAGCAACUGGGCACAGCCACCCUCAGCUAGUCCAUCCUCCCAUGCUGAGGUCACAUGUAAACUGCAUAACUUCAGUUCCAUCUCCUCCUCAGCCUCUACCUUUGCCCCCCUCUCUCCACAUCACCCUCACUGUUUACUGUAAAUAUGUAAAUACAAAUGGUCGACUGUAAAUCUUGUGACAGUAUCAAGCUGUACAGAAAGAUACUACCUGUGCACACAAAAUAAAAUAUUUUCCAGU